Molecule: messenger RNA, 570 nt
Organism: Aspergillus clavatus NRRL 1
Lineage: Eukaryota; Fungi; Ascomycota; Eurotiomycetes; Eurotiales; Aspergillaceae
Product: putative Rho-like small GTPase
Exons: 4
Coding region: 1-570 (189 amino acids)
Biological process (GO): small GTPase-mediated signal transduction
Molecular function (GO): GTPase activity; GTP binding
Source: RefSeq, a predicted model, not a curated record
AUGGACCACCCUCAAGGAGAGAAAGAGACAGUCACUAUCUUGUUGCUUGGAGAUCCAGGAUGCGGCAAAUCUACAUUCAUCGCUGCCUUGAGGAACAUCCGAGGUCAGCCUAGGGAACAAGCCCAGAAUGGGCUGACGGACUUGCCGCGAGACAGCGAGCAGCCAUUUCUCUUCGACAUCCGGUUCUCGAAGAAAUCAUUCACUCUUGAGUUGUAUGACACCGCAAGUCCGAAUCAGCAUUGGUCGACCUUGCAGCCGGAUGUUGUAGUGUUGGCAUUCGAUAUCUCCAACCGGGAGACGCUGGAUAAUAUCAAAAAACGAGGUCAAGGGGAACGAGCGCCCGUCAUGCUGGUGGGAUUGAAACGAGAUCUCAGGAAAGAAGGAGAAGGCAUCAUCUACCCCCAAGAAUCAUAUCGCAUCGCGCAAGAGCUGCGCUGUGAUCGAUACGCGGAAUGCUCCGCCGUUACUGGGGAGCUUUUGGCCGAGACCUUUGAAGACCUAGCAAGACUUGCGGGUAUGACUACGACCGAGGUUGGUGGACAGACGCAGGGAGGAUGUGUGGUCUGCUGA